CAUCCCCUUCUUCUCUUUCUCCUCCCCUCCUCCUUUCAAUCUUCCCUCCUCCUUCCUCUCCUUUCUCCUCCUCUUUUCUUCUCAUCCCCCUUCCUUCCUUCUUCUCUUUCUCCGCAUCCCCUCCUCCUUUCAAUCUUCCCUCCUCUUCCUCUUCCUCCUCCUUCCUCUUCUUCUUCCUCCUCCUCUAUCUCCUCCUGCAUUCCCCUUUUUCCGAAGGAGAGAGAGAGAGAAAGAGAAAGAGGAGGAGGAGGAGGAGUUUCCCUGACGCCAUUUUGCCCAAGCCGCCCGAGGGCUCCUUCCCAACUUCUGCACCGAAGGAGGAAGAAGAGAAGGAGAAAGAGGAAAAGGAGGAGGAGGAAGAGAGCAUGGCAGUUAGAGAAAUGGCCCCUUGGCUUGGUUCACGCCUGUCCUGAACCCUCAAGCAUCUUUCCCUUCCAAGCCAUGGGCCUGAAAGCCAAGUCCCAUCCACCUGCGGAGGAGACACCUGUCAAGGUGGCCGUGCGCAUCCGGCCUUUGCUCCCCAAGGAACGACUCCACGGGCACCAGGCCUGCUUAAGGGGGGACCCCGAGACCCAUGAGGUGACUCUGGGACGCAAGCGCCACUUCCAUUUCGACACCGUCUUCACCGAGUCCUCGGACCAGGAGUCUGUCUAUGCGACUUGUGUGCAACCGCUGGUGGAGGCCUUCUUUGAAGGCUUCAACGUCACUGUCUUCGCCUAUGGGCAGACGGGCUCCGGCAAGACCUACACUAUCGGAGAAGCGAGUGUCUCUGCCAUCAAUGAGGAUGAACAAGGCAUCAUCCCUCGAGCCAUGGCUGAAACCUUCAAGCUCAUCGACGAAAAUGACUUGCUUGAUUAUACGGUCCGCGUCUCCUCUCUGGAAGUGUACAAGGAAGAGUUCCGGGACCUGCUGCAAGUGGAGACGGCCAGCAAAGACAUACAGAUUCGGGAAGACGACAAAGGCAACAUUGUGCUGCAUGGAGUGAAGGAGACCGAGGUGGAAGGCUUGGAUGAAGUCCUGAGCCUGCUGGAAAUGGGGAACAUGGCCAAGCACACUGGGGCCACCCACAUCAACCAGAAGUCGAGUCGCUCGCAUUCCAUCUUCACUGUGACAAUGGAGCAGCGGCGCAACGCCGGGCGCCUCAGCCUUCAGGAGAAGGUCUUGGUUCCCGCCUCAGGCCAGGUUCUUGCUUCCAAAUUCCACUUUGUGGACCUGGCAGGCUCCGAACGGGUGGUGAAGACAGGGAACACGGGGGAGAGACUCAAGGAGAGCAUCCAGAUCAAUAGUGGCCUGUUGGCUUUGGGCAACGUAAUCAGUGCGUUGGGCGACCCUCGCCGGAAAGGCAGCCACAUCCCUUACAGAGAUUCCAAGAUCACUAGGAUCCUGAAAGAUUCCCUUGGUGGGAAUGCCAAGACUGUAAUGAUUGCCUGCAUCAGCCCUUCUUCGUGUGACUUCGACGAGAGCUUGAACACACUGAAUUAUGCCAACCGUGCUCAGAACAUCAAGAACAGGGCAGUGGUGAAUUGUCGGAAGGAGACGGAGCAAGUGGAGGAGCUCCAGCUGCGGAUAAAGAGCCUGCAGAAGGCCUUGGAGCAGCGGCACCGCUCCGAGACUCGGAUCAUCAACCGAUCUGAUGCCGCCGCCAAGCACAGCUCGCAAGACGGUGCUGCUCGCUUGCAUGCUGAAUGCAGCCGCUAUCGGACUUGCACGGAUGCCGCAUACCAGCUCUUGAUGGAACUACAAGGGGAAGGCAAUUUGACUGUGGAUCAGAUCCUGCGGGUGAAGGAGUGGAUGUGUGGCGUGGAGAGCGAGAGGAGCGAGCUAAGCUCAGCUUCUGGCUUAGAUAGUGGGAUUGAAAGCACUUCCACAGAAGAUCAGAAGAACAAGAUGCCAAGCUCCAAGUUGGCCAAGGCUCAGGUGCUAGGAAAGGAUCACUUCCUUUGGGGAAAUGGGGCUUAUGCGAAUGUCAAGGAGCAAGGAGAUCACUUGAAAGGGAGUGCAUCAAUACGAGAAGAGCAGGUGCUGUGGUUGGAGAAGCAAGUGGAGCGUUUAGAGGAAGAGAAUCGGGAUUUCCUGGCUGCUCUCGAAGAUGCCAUGGAACAGUACAAACUGCAGAGUGCUAAAUUGCAGGAACAGCAAGGCAUCAUUUGUGAGCUGCACAGGUGCCUGCAGACGGAGAUGCCACGGGAGGUGGAUCUGCCCGGAUUGUUGCAGAGUGUUUCCCUGGUGCAGCUUGGCCAAAGGCCACACACGGCCCCUGUGGAUGCUGCUCGGUCCCACCCAUGGCUCAGGCUUGCACACAACAACCACAGCAAGCUCAAUGGCGCCACAGUUCACAAAGGGAAGGACUUGCCAGAGUACUAUCAGAGUUGCACUCAAGGCUUAGAGUGCAGCUUGGAGGCUACCAACACAUUGGAGAACCUGAAGGUAGACAAGUCUUCGGAGCGGCUGGUGGAACCAUCUGCCAUCGAAGAGGAGGAGGAAAAAUGUCAGGAGAUGCAGUCCCUUCACCAGAGCAGAGGUGGUGUUUACACCUGGAGCAAGGAGGAUGUUUCUAACAAGACGAACAGGAAAUGGAGGAAAAGCAACCUAGCCCUGAUCCAGCAGGAACCGCCAGAACUCUUGAGAGAAGACUGCAGGAGAGGAGAACAGGGCAGCCUUGGAGAAGGUUUUUCAGGAAAGGAUUCGGAGUGGCGCUUACUUCAGGCUCAUCAGAAGAUCCGUGAGCUGGCUAUCAACAUCCGCAUGAAGGAGGACCUGAUUGUGGAACUCAUCAAGACAGGCAAGCAUGCUCAGACCAUGAACAAGCAGUAUUGCCAGAAAAUCCGUGAUUUGGAGCAGGAGGCCGAACAGGUGCGAGUGGAGCUAAGCGAUGGGCAGAGACAGCUUCAGGAGCUGGAAGGGAGGGAGACCCGGGACCCUGCCGAGAAGCAGAAGCUCCAGGAGUAUCGCAGCAAAGUGGCAGCCGCUCAGAGUAAAGUCAAGAUCCUGCAGGAGAAGAAGCAAGCUACGGAGAAGUUGGCCUCUCUCUCUGCCCAAAACGAGAAGCGGCUGCAGGAGCUGGAGAGGAACGUGCAGCUGAUGCGCCAGCAGCAAGGGCAGCUCCAGAGGAGGCUGCGGGAGGAAGUGGAGCAGAAGCGGCGCUUGGAGACCGAGAUGCACAAAGGGCAGCACCGCGUCAAGGAGCUGGAACUGAAGCACGAGCAGCAUCAGAAGAUCCUUCGCAUCAAGACUGAGGAAAUAGCAGCAUUCCAGAGAAAGCGCCGGAGCGGGAGCAACGACUCCAUGAUCAGCUUGGAGCAGCAGCAGAAAAUUGAAGAGCAAAAGAAGUGGCUGGACCUUGAGAUGGAUAAAGUCCUUGAGCAGCGCCGGGCCUUGGAUGAACUGGAAGAUGAGCUCACCAAACGGGAAGCCAUCGUGGCGAAGAAGGAAGCUCUCCUCCAGGAGAAGAACGGCCUCGAAAAUAAGAGACUGCGUUCCAGCCAGGCCCUAAAUGAUGACAUAAUGCGGGUGUCCAGCCGGUUGGAGUACCUGGAGAAAGAACUCAGCCAAAAAAACGGGCAGCUUUGCCGUAGCAGUGCCCAUGAUCAGCAGCAGAUCCGGCAAGAAAUCAACAACCUGAGGCAAGAGAAGGAUCAGCUGCUCAAACAAAGGCUGGAGAUAGACAACAAGCUGCGCCAGGGCACCUUGCUCUCUCCAGAGGAAGAACGGAUCCUUUUCCAGCUAGAUGAAGCCAUUGAGGCUCUAGAUGCGGCCAUAGAAUACAAAAACGAGUCCAUCACUUGCAGGCAGCGGGUCUUGCGCUCCUCGGCCAGCCUUCUUUCCCAGUGUGAGAUGAACCUCAUGGCAAAACUCAGCUACCUCUCCUCCUCCGAGACCCGGGCAUUACUUUGCAAAUAUUUUGAUAAGGUGGUGACUCUUCGGGAGGAUCAGCACAGGCAACACAUUGCCUUUUCGGAACUAGAAAUGCAGCUGGAGGAACAGUUGCAAAUGGUGUUUUGGCUGGAAGUCGCCCUGGAGCGCCAGCGCCUAGAGAUGGACCGCCAGCUCACCCUCCAGCAGAAAGAGCAUGAGCAGAACAUCCAGCUUCUGCUCCAACAGAGCCGAGAGCACAUGGAUGAAGGACAGGUGAACAGUAGGCUUCAGUAUCAGGGAAGGAUAAAGGCGCUGGAAAGGGAAUUGGUCCAUUACAAGCGGAUGGCCCAAGAACUGACCCAGAAGCUGAGCAUAACCCAGUUGGAAGGACAAGCCAGAUGUGAUGGUAUGGAAAGAGUCGGGCAUGCAGUUGGGGACAGACAUGAUUCACUUCAGGUAGCCAAUCAGAUAAGCACCAAUGGCAUGUUGGAGCCAUGUUUGCAGCUGGAGGGAAGCCAUGGGUCUGGGGAGGAACCCAGAGACUUUGUCCAUGCACCGCUCCCACCGACCUGGAGGCGCUCUUCGCUCUCUAAUGCCAUCUCCUUGGUACCAGAAGAGUUCCAGCAGAAGGAGGAGGAGAACCUGUCCAGAGCCAGCCAAGUGAAGGAAGUAUCCCUGCCACAAGGUCUCGUUCCCAUCCUGAAAUCCCGCAAGGACCUUCACAAGCCAGGCCUCACAGGGGGGUCUUACCGUGACAUCAUUGAUGUCCGAAAAAAUCCACUCUAAACAGAAGCUGCUCAGAAUUUGGGGGAAAAACACACACAAAUGAAUUGUGUAAAUAGACAAGCUCCCUACCUGUAACCACUGAUGGUUGCUUAAGUUAAGGUGCCAGUGUAAUUCUCAAAUUGACAAGCCUUUUGUAUGAGCUGCUUUGGAUUUUCUUUUCCUCCGUAUCUGCUUCUUCUUACUUAGAGAAGAAAGCGAGGUCUUUCAUGUACAGAAAACACACCUUCGUUCAGGGAGUGCUUGUUGUAUAAAUAUGUUCAUUUUAUAGCCUUUUAUAGUGUUCUCUAUACACAUAAUAAAAGUGAAAAUAUGUA
Molecule: messenger RNA, 4955 nt
Organism: Anolis sagrei ordinatus
Lineage: Eukaryota; Metazoa; Chordata; Lepidosauria; Squamata; Anolidae
Source: RefSeq, a predicted model, not a curated record